AUGGCCAUGCCCGGUUCCCUUCUGUGGGCUGUUGACAUUUUUGGGAGGGUUUACACCCUGUCUACUGUUGGCCAGUACUGGGAGCUCUGCAAGGAUGCACAGCUGGAAUUUAAGCGGGUGUCUGCUGUCAAGCAGUGCUGCUGGGGAAUAGCCUGUGACCAUCAAGUCUACACCUACGUGUUCUCGGGUGACGUUCCUAUUAGAUACCAGGAAGAAACUUAUGAGAACCAGCGCUGGAAUCCAGUUGGUGGCUUUUGUGAGAAAUUACUGCCUAGUGACCGCUGGCAGUGGAGUGAUGUGAGCGGGCUAAAACAUCAGCAGCUCGAUAGUUUCACACUGCCUUCACCCCACUGGGAGUGGGAGUCUGACUGGUAUGUGGAUGAAAAUAUUGGAGGGGAACCAACAGAGAAAGGGGGCUGGACUUAUGCCAUAGACUUCCCCAGCACCUACACAAAGGAUAAGAGAUGGAAUUCUUGUGUCAGACGCAGAAGGUGGAUCAGAUACCGGAGAUACAAAUCACGGGACGUUUGGGCAAAGAUUGUAUCCCAAGAUGAUCCAGAUAAAUUGCCGGACCCUUUCAAUGACAUCUCCAUUGGAGGAUGGGAAAUCACCGAUGAGCCUCUGGGCCGUUUAUCAGUGUGGGCUGUUUCUUUACAAGGAAGGGUAUGGUACAGAGAAAAUGUCUGCCAUCACAAUCCAGAGGGUUCCAUGUGGUCCUUAAUCACCACUCCUGGUGAAGUUGUACAGAUCAGCUGUGGACCAUAUGAUCUCCUUUGGGCAACUCUUUGGGAAGGGCAAGCUAUUGUGAGAGAAGGAAUUGAUAGGAAUAACCCUCAAGGAAUUUCCUGGAGUAUUGUGGAGUCUCCAAGCUCUGAAAAUGGGAUUAUGCACGUGUCUGUGGGUGUUGAUGUGGUGUGGUGUGUUACAAAGGAUAGAAAAGUAUGGUUUAGAAGAGGAGUGAACUCACAUAAUCCUUGUGGGACAAGCUGGAUUGAAAUGGUUGGAGAAAUGAUGAUGGUAACUGUAGGCUUAAAUAACCAGGUGUGGGGAAUCGGCUGUGAUGACAGAGCAAUUUAUUUCCGUCAAGGUGUCACACCAAGUGAGCUCAGUGGGAAGACAUGGAAGGCAAUUGUGUCUGGCCGAGAGAGCGACAGAUCUCAGACCGGGAGCUCGACAAGUCUGCUCAGUGCUGGCUGUUUCUUUACUGAUGAUAUUCAGAACCAAACAAACGCGAUCAUUCAGGGUCUUGCAGAUACUUCCUCUGAUACAGAGCUUCCAAGUGUACCCAUGAACCUUGCCAACAUCCCCCCGGUCGGAGCUGCAGCCAGCAGCAGUGGUAACAGUCCAGGCAACCAGACAGCAGAAACCCAGGAAAAUGUGACUGUGGAUCCUCUGGACUCCGGUCAAGGAGAAGUCACUGUGGCUUCGACUAGUAGUGAGAAUGCUAAUCUUGAAAUGCAUAAACCUACAAACCCAAAUCCUUCUGCAGAACUGCAGUGGACAAACAUUGACUUGAAGGAGGCCCAAAAGCAUCCAGUCCUCUCCGUCAGCAGCUUUGCAGAAACAUCCAGCCUGUCUUCCCUUGGCAUGUUCUCAGUGGGAGCUGAAGAGCAGUAUGGAGCCGAUGAUCACCCACUGUGGGCCUGGGUGUCUGGGGGAGGCUGUCUUGUAGAUUUGCACAGCCCAUUGAAAUGGUUCACUGCUCCAUCAGGUUUGUCAUCCUCUGUGCAGUCGCUAUCACUGUCUAUCACUCCAGCACAGACAGCAGCAUGGCGAAAGCAGAUCUUUCAGCAGCUCAGUGAAAGGACGAAGAGGGAGCUGGAGAAUUUCAGGCACUAUGAACAGGCUAUUGAGCAGUCAGUUUGGGUUAAAACUGGAACCUUGCAAUGGUGGAGGAAUUGGAAGCCUCAUAAAUGGAUGGAUGUUCGAGUCGCACUUGAACAGUUCACUGGGAGUGAUGGAAUUCGUGACAGCAUCCUGUUCAUCUAUUACAUGUAUUAUGAGGAGAAAAAGUAUAUCCACGUGUUCCUGAAUGAAGUCACUAUUAUAGUUGAAGUUCUGAAUGAAGCCAAACAUUCCUUUGCACUUUAUACGCCUGAAAGGACGAGGCAGCGAUGGCCAAUCCGCCUGGCAGCCACAACGGAGCAAGAAAUGCAUGACUGGCUGUCUUUGCUGAACAUGUCGUGUUGUGAAAGCAGACGGAUUCAAGGCCCUCCUUCUCACCAUGCCAUUUGGUCAGUUACUUGUAAAGGAGACAUCUUUGUUAGUGAGCCAAGUCCUGAACUGGAGGACGGACCACAAGUGAUGCCAUGUGAUCAAAUGUUUUGGCGUCAAGUUGGAGGUCAUCUUCGACUGGUAGAGUGCAAUAACCGAGGCAUAGUGUGGGGCAUAGGAUAUGAUCACACAGCUUGGGUUUACACUGGUGGAUAUGGAGGUGGCUUCAUUCAAGGCCUGGCCAGUAGUGCUGAUAACAUUUAUACACAAUCAGAUGUGAAAUGUGUUUACAUUUAUGAGAACCAGCGGUGGAACCCAGUCACUGGAUAUAGCAGCAGAGGUCUGCCCACAGACAGAUACAUGUGGAGCGAUGCAUCUGGCCUGCAGGAAUGUACAAAACUCAACACCAAACCUCCUUCUCCACAGUGGACCUGGGUAUCCGAUUGGUACAUCGAUUUUAAUACUUCAGGCGGAACCGAUCGGGAGGGCUGGCAGUAUGCAGCAGACUUCCCAGCGUCCUACCAUGGUCACAAGACAAUGAAAGACUUUGUCCGACGGAGGCGCUGGGCAAGAAAAUGUAAGAUAGUCACCAAUGGGCCAUGGCUGGAAGUGCCUCCUGUUACCCUGUGGGACAUCUCCAUAAUUCCCAGUUCAGAUGCAGAUGGUGAAGAAGCAGUAGCACUGUGGGCAAUCAGUGACAAAGGAGACGUGCUCUGCAGGCUUGGAGUGACACAGCAAAAUCCAGCUGGAACAUCCUGGCUGCAUGUGGGAACAGAUCAGCCCUUCAUUUCCAUCUCAGUUGGAGCAUUUUACCAAGUGUGGGCUAUUGCUAGAGAUGGUUCUGCCUUCUAUCGGGGUUCAGUGUCUCCAAAAAAACCAGCAGGUGACUGUUGGUACCAUAUUCCUUCACCUCAAAAACAGAAGUUAAAGCAAGUCUCAGUAGGACGAACAUCUGUGUUUGUGUUGGAUAAAAAUGGCAAUCUUUGGUACCGGCAGGGUAUCACACCAAGCUACCCUCAAGGAUCUACUUGGGAUCACGUUUCAAAUAACAUCCGCAAAAUGUCUGUGGGGCCCCUGGACCAGGUCUGGGUGAUAGCUGACAAAGUGCAAGGAAGUCAUAGUUUGAGCUGUGGGACAGUCUGCCAUCGGACUGGUGUUCAGCCAAUGGAGCCUAAAGGCCUCUCAUGGGACUAUGGUAUUGGGGGUGGAUGGGAGCACAUUAGUGUCAGAGGAAAUGCAACUGAAGCAUCUAAGCUCACUGUGCAUGACACUUCUGAGGAAAACCUUGCAGUAUCAAAAGAUGUAGAAGAUGAGGAGAGUAAAGGGAAAACAGAACUCUCUAAAACCCCUCUGAUGGUCAGUGAAAGUCAGCAAUUGGACAGAAAUGCUGUUAAUUGUUAA
This is a messenger RNA of Nestor notabilis (Kea), 3615 nucleotides long. It is a transcript of the gene TECPR1, whose product is annotated as tectonin beta-propeller repeat containing 1. The record is from RefSeq and is a predicted model, not a curated record. Bases 1 to 3615 code for a protein of 1204 amino acids. The transcript has 24 exons. NCBI's taxonomy places the organism in Eukaryota, Metazoa, Chordata, Aves, Psittaciformes, Psittacidae. Gene Ontology annotation, cellular component: membrane.